AUGAACCAACAACAGCAACAGCUUACCUCGCCUAUGUUGCGGAUUCCCCCUACCAAUACCAAUCUGACGCUGGCGUCCCUUAAUGCUCGACAGUCUCCUGCAUCAGAUGAUAUACUCGAUAUUAAUAUUGACAACACGCCUUUGCUAUACCCUCGGACCUGGGAUGUGGACUGUGCUUUGGAUCUAACGGGAGCGACGACUCAUCCUAUGGCGGGGACGGCAGCCGCCCACCCCCAACCCCUCCAUCAAUACGACUUUCAAUCUAACUCCGUCUUCAAUCCAGGAAACUCGCCAACACACAACUCUUUUCCCAUUCACCAUCAAGCUGGCCCUUCGAACUUGACAUCAACUGGACUUGCAGGCUUAGGCAUUCAACUACAGUGUCCCGGCCACCAUCAGGACCCUCACCACCACAAAUCCUCUUUCUCGCCCAAGACUUACUUACCUGACCCAGGUGACCAAUACAUCUCCUUCUCUCCUCGCAUCGAAUCGACUUAUUCAUCCUUCGGUGGCGGGGCCGUGCCACCACUUGGCGUCGAUGACCUCGCCCAUGGCGGGGAGGAUAUGUCUACGAUUUGGCCACUCCUUGAUCCGAGUACCUCUGGUUCUGUCGACCUCGACCUUGGUCCCUUGGGCUUGGAUACAAUGUCAACGACGGUGCCUAUCGUCCCCCCUCCCGCCUCGAGCAUGGCAAGCGGGAGUGGAAGCACAGGCGGCGGAUCGAGCGAUGAAGACCUUUCCAUCGAGAGCCUCUCUGCAGCAGCGGGGCUUUCUGUCGAGGAAUUUACAGCAAAAAUCACCGAAGGUGCUCAGUACGCUUUGAAACACCUUGCAGAGAUGGAGAGCGGCCUGAGCGAUGGGACAGGUUCAACGUCCCUUGACCCCUUGGCGAUGUCGAUGUCGAUGUCCGCCCAGGACCUGUACUUUGACAACACCAUCCCCUCCUUGGAUGCGUUGGCACCUUUCCCAGAUUUCGGUGGCCUUCCUGAACCCGAGAUGUGGUCGUUGCAACAAACUUGCCUUGGCAUAAACCCCGCUGAUGUCAUGCCUGGUCCGGUUCUCUCUUCGACCGUUUCUAGUCUCGACGAUAUGUUUUCAGGAUCUCUGGAUUAUACAGCCAAUCGUUUGGACGAACAACAGGCGACCGCACCUAUCUCUGAGUUCUCUAUGCAUGCCAACGCCUUUAAUCCCGACGGUACAAUUUCGAUGCCGUUGAGCGCCUUGGCUGCUCCCACUCGUUCAUCCCGCUAUGAGCCCAACAACGCCCAUCCUCACCGACACCAACACUAUCGAGCUCAAAAACAAGUCGGCCUUGGUUUUGGUCAAGCUUCGACGAAACCUGACGAUGGAGACCAGUUGAGUGACUACGAGCCUCCCGCCUUCCUUUCGCCUUCCAGCUCGGAAUAUUCCCCUUCCUUUGGGACCACGAGGCAGUUCCAAACGAGGACUACCAGGACAAAUAAGCGCAAGGUUGCGCAGAACGAAGUGGUGGAACCUAAGCCUCCUGUUGCUACGUCUUCCAAGGACACCUCUGACCACCUUCCCCCUAUCGACCUUGGUUCACCUGUAUUCGAUGCACACCGAGGGAUCGAGUUGGAGGAUCUCAAGGCGAGAGCUGAACGUUACCGCCUGCGGAACCAGGGACGCGAGUAUGAUAAACGAUGGCUUUUGUCCUUCGCUGGGAAACUCUCGAACAAGGGCGAGCUCAUCGAGGAGUUCAGGUGUUAUGUGGUCGGGUGUCAACAGGUAAACAAGCGACGAGACCACAUUCUUAUCCAUGUCGGUGCCCAUCUCGAUCAGCGACCUUUCAAGUGUAUCCAUUGCUCUGCCAGAUUCCUACGAAAGAACGAAUGCAAACGACAUGAACUGAGCCAUACCGGUGUACGACCUUUUACAUGUAACAUUUGCCCCUACCCCGGGACGACAUUUGUACGCCAAGACCUCCUUCGACGACACAUGAAACGAACCCACCAAGUGGACGAGGAGAAGGAGAACAACAAACCAUCGACGUCUACCAUGAGCUUCAGGCCUCGGAAGAAGGUCAAGAGCUUCUAG
Molecule: messenger RNA, 2055 nt
Organism: Coprinopsis cinerea okayama7#130
Lineage: Eukaryota; Fungi; Basidiomycota; Agaricomycetes; Agaricales; Psathyrellaceae
Exons: 2
Coding region: 1-2055 (684 amino acids)
Biological process (GO): regulation of DNA-templated transcription
Molecular function (GO): RNA polymerase II cis-regulatory region sequence-specific DNA binding; DNA-binding transcription factor activity, RNA polymerase II-specific
Source: RefSeq, a predicted model, not a curated record